Messenger RNA from Cantharellus anzutake, 2828 nucleotides. Its product is annotated as muts domain V-domain-containing protein. Bases 98 to 2788 code for a protein of 896 amino acids. The transcript has 27 exons. Gene Ontology annotation, biological process: mismatch repair; reciprocal meiotic recombination. Gene Ontology annotation, cellular component: nucleus. The record is from RefSeq and is a predicted model, not a curated record. Gene Ontology annotation, molecular function: ATP binding; mismatched DNA binding; ATP-dependent DNA damage sensor activity. Lineage: Eukaryota; Fungi; Basidiomycota; Agaricomycetes; Cantharellales; Hydnaceae.
CUGAUUCAAUUCACCUUGACUGCACGGCUUCGUGGCAAAAAUUCACAAUAUAGUGCCUAGUCGUUUCCAAAGUAACUACGCCUCUGCGCACUGCACAAUGACGAGCGCCGUUGGCCUCACAAGCCCAUCCCUCUCUUCGUCUGAAAUUCCCAGCACCAUGUCGAGACGAGCCCUGAGCCUUCGUCCUCCAACAGUAGCAUCCGCACAGAACCACAAUGGUCCUAUAUUCGCUAUUUACGAAAGUAGAGGGAUGGGGCGGGACGUCGGGAUCGCGUCUCUCGAUCGUUUCAGCUGUCGUGUGACUUUGGUUCAAAUCUCAGAUGUGCCAACAUACGUCAAGACACUUGGUCAUCUCCACAUUCAUAGCCCCAGUAUCAUCCUAGUGCUGGAUACUUCUUUUCCAUCCGAAAAUAGCACCAAAAAGCCUAGCGCCUUGGUACAAUGCAUGCAAGAAGAUUUUACCGAGGUCUCGAUUGAAUGCGUCGCACGGAGGUAUUGGAAUGACACGGCAGGUUUGGAGUUCAUCUCUCAACUGAUCCUGGAUGACGAGAACCGUGCUUCAACCCUUUUGACGGUCUCAGGCUGUUCUUUCUCCUUGUGUGCAGCCUCUGCCCUUUUCAAAUAUGCUCAAACUAGACUGCAUGCUACAUACCCACCCAAAUCACUCUGGAUCGAGUGCCCACUGGUAGAAGGAACCAUGCUCAUUGACAGGGAUACUGCCAAGAAUCUCGAACUCGUGAGCAAUGCUACUCACAAGAAGUCAAAGCAUUCUCUGUUUGGACUUUUGAAUCACACCUUCACCCCUAUGGGCGGCCGAUUCCUGCGAAUAAAUCUCCUGGCGCCACCCACGAUUCGUCCCAACAUUGAGGCGCGUCUAGAGGCGGUAAACGAGCUAGUCAAAUCCGAAGACAUAUACCAUUCUGUCAAAGCAGCCCUUCGAUCAAUGUCUAAAAUGGACCUAGAUAAACUCAUUUCAGCUAUCAUCACUAAUACGACCGAUCAACCCAGCAUUAGUCCUCGGGAGGCUUCAACGCACGUCACAAAUAUGUUACAAUUGCGAGAUGUAGUGUGCUGCAUACCCCCGGUCGCUCAAGCGCUUGCUAGCUGCCAUGCAAAUCUUCUUCGCGUUGUUCAAGGCCUGCUCUGCGAUUCUCGCCUAGGUGACAUCCGAGCGCUUUUGUUCGAAGGAUUGAACGCAGAUGCUGGCCUCAGCAAGAGAAGUGGUCUUGCUGGAGUCAACAGCAAAGUCUAUGCAGUGAAUGUCAAUUUUAACAGAAUGCUUGAUGUCGCUAGGGAAACGUACAAGGAAAAUGUGGAUGACAUCUUCGAAUUAAGGGCCCAACUCAGCCAGGAACACAAUUUGCCCCUUUCCAUGGAGUAUCAAGAGCGUGGAGGUGGCUUUUGGUUCACAAUUGCAAAAGGCGACCUCGAAGGUGAGCUUCCAAGGGGCUUCCUUAAUGUCACAACGAAAGGUGCCAAGUGGUGCUUCACUUCAAUGGAACUUAAGAAGAGAAACGCAAGGAUGAAGGAUGCACUUGAGGAAGCACUGUUGCUCAGCGAUAAGUGUGCACUGGGCGUUUGGUAUCGGUGUUCAGCUCACCGAACCCGACGCAGGGUAAUAAAAGAAAUUUUGGAGAAAGUCGUGGAAAAUAUAGGGGUAUUCUACAAAGCCUCAGAAGCGAUCGCCACACUUGAUAUGCUGUGGUCGUUUGCUCACAUUUCCAUUCUGCACAAUUACGUCCGUCCCGAAUUCACUGGGACUCUCGCCAUCAAGGCUGGUAGACACCCGAUUCUGGAGAACAUCGGGGCCGUGGGGACCUUUGUUGCCAAUGACACCUACUGCGAUGAUGCUGCAACGUUUCAAAUGGUUCAGGGACCCAACAUGUCAGGCAAAAGCACAUAUUUGCGCCAAUUGGCUCUACUGACGAUCCUUGCUACUUGCGGGUGCUUUGUACCUGCAGAGUAUGCGAGCUUUAGGUUACAUGACACACUCUUAACUCGCUUGUCCAACAACGAUGACCCAGAGAAGAACUUGAGUACUUUCUCGAAUGAGAUGGCAUGCUCAGCUAUGAUUCUAGGUCUUGCGACAAGGGACUCGUUGAUACUUAUAGAUGAACUGGGUCGGGGAACCUCGCCCAUUGAAGGUAUUGGGAUCGCCCACGCCAUUGCGGAGCAACUCAUUGAUCUCAAGGCUUUCACUUUCUUCGCAACACACUUCCAUGACUUGUCUGUCACGCUCAGCCGCCGCUCUUCGGUUGUUAAUCUUCACUUAGCUGUUCAAAAAAACUCUCGGGACACUUCGGGAUUUGGACUACAAUUUCAAUAUCGAAUUAUUGAUGGUCGUGCGGACGAAAUACCUCAUUAUGGCUUAGAACUCGCUCAGCUGGCUGAUCUGCCUAAGGAGGUGCUGCAAUUUGCUGAGAAGGCGGCUCACCAUCUAGCCAAUCUAGACGCGGCAAAAAAGGAAGCGAGCAAGACGACGAGGAUAGUUGCAAGGAGGAAAGCAAUACUAAGAGUACGUAAUUCGUCGGCUUACCAUCCGAGCUGGCCGGAGACUCAAAGACUAAGCUGGUUGCACUUGGUGCUUUGGUCUCUUGCUCGGCGCUCAUUGCUGAUAUCCAUCUCUACCGUCAUCGCCUCGUCUCCCAUCACCGCGCUACAUUCCUUUGACUUGUAUCUCGCAUCCCAAUUAUCUUCCGCUGGCUCUCGACUACCUCGUUUCUGCGCAACGAACGGACUUGCUUCUCUUAUCACACUAGCUUCGUGUCCAGCUCCAACAAGCUUAUGACCACUCAACUCUUCCACCACGCGAACUUAAGGGGUACCUG